AGUAGGAAGAGGAGGAGGACACUGUUUCUUGUGUUGCUCAGUGAUUUCGGCGCCGGCAUCACACAAAGCGUACAAUGGCCGGAACUCAAGCCGCAGCCUCCUGUCUUGGCCCCAAUCUGGGCAUCACAGCUCAAUGGAUGGCAGCGCCGAUUAGUGGCGUCUGUGUCUCUGCCACCAUAUGGUCUCUGCUUUUUGGAAUAGUCCAGGUCUUGCCCAUCUUCAAGGGGCGCACAUUCGGUUAUAAGACGCGGGUGGUCGCAAUCUUCCACGCAUUCACCACUAUGACCCUCGCCUACCGCCUAUCCUUCAUGUGCCGGCCUUUGGAAAUCGGAGGGAUUAAUACGCCUGGGCAGGACAUCGUAGUAAACGUGGCAGGAGGCUUCUUCCUUUACGAUCUGAUCUCUUGGAUCAUCUACGGCUACGUUAUUGCAAAAUAUGAUUGGAUGCAGCUCUUCCACCACGCCUCAUGUCUCGUGGGGUCGUGGGCAUGCUGGUCCUCGGGCCGCUCCGGCGCCGAUGUGACUUUCGCGCUCUUUGUAGCGGAGCUGGCGAACCCCUUCAUGUAUCUGCGCUACUUGUUGCGGGAAGUCGGGUGGAAGGAUACGACCCUGGCACGCACGAACCAGGCCAUCUUCGCCCUUGCCAUGACGCUGACCAUCCCCAUCCUAGCGCCUAUCCUCGCCUGCGUCAUCCUGAUGGAGCCCAAAUCCCACCCCCUGCACCAAGCCGCAGCCGUGGGUCUGGUCGUUGUGAACAUGAUGUGGUUCUUCAAGUUCAUGACCAAGUACUGGGCGGCGGCGCAGACGGGGCCCCUCAAGACGGGUCGAAAAGCCUCGCCGAGGAAAGGAAGCGCUGCCUUGGGAGGAGAAAUAGGGGGCUUGAUCAUGAGCCCUUCAGGUGCGGGGGCUUCGGAGCUGAAGGAGGAUUAGAGGCUUGGAAUGAGAACAGAGACUGGAAGAGGGGGGUUAUGGGACAAGAGGAAUAGAGGAGCUCGAAUAAAAGAUAGCUGGUGUUAAAAGGAUAGCUGGUGUUCACAAUGUGACUUAUUUUUGGUGAAAAUAGGCUGGUGAAUGGUCGGAUGAUGUUCUGCUAAGGAUUAUGAACGGCUGGGCAUCCGCAAGCUGGCGAGAAAGGAGAUUUUCUUUGUGGAGUAGAAUGACGGCGUGUAGACUUCGAUGACGCCUCCCUCUCUCGGGAAGAAAAGGAUGCGUGUAUAGGGAUAAAACGCCACUAAACGUGGCUUGAGAAUGGCAAGUAUAGAUGAAAACAAGCAAUCGUUUCAAUAGGACAACGAACAUGAUGCUGACAAGAGCCUGGGGAUGGAUCAUGCGAACUUGUUGGA
Nannochloropsis gaditana CCMP526 is the source of this 1342-nucleotide messenger RNA. RefSeq lists its product as uncharacterized. The transcript has 5 exons. The record is from RefSeq and is a predicted model, not a curated record. Gene Ontology annotation, cellular component: membrane. The coding region runs from base 75 to 929 and encodes 284 amino acids.